CCAGGCUUGGGCAGGCGUGGCUUAGAGGAAACCCUGGCCGAAUGGCCCCUCCCCGAUUGGGGCAUAUCUCUCUGUGCUGUCCCUGGCCCUGCUCAGAGCUUCUCAGCUAGAUGGGACCAAAGCUUCACCGGCCCACAGACUCGAUACACUCCCACAUCAGCCCCUAGGGGAGAGAGAGCAGAGAGGAGGCGGCAGGAAGAGAAAGCAGCACAGAGUCGACGGCUGCAGCUGGUGUGCACACUGGCUGAGAGAGAUACAACUCAAAAGCCUGUUUGUGUGUGUGUGUGUAAUUUUUUUUCUAAUAGUUUUCCUCCAGAGCUGUUCAUGAGGCAGGCUUGGUCCGCUCCUUCUCAUCUCAGCCUGGGGUCCAGAGCUGGCCAGGGGGUUGGAAGUGUGCACCACUUCUUGAGUGACUUUAUUUUGCAACUUUUGAACACUGGAACUGUACUGUAAGCAUUAUGACUCUUCUGGGCUCUGAGCACUCCAUACUGAUACGAAGCAAGUUUAGAUCAGUGCUACAGUUAAGACUUCAGCAGAGGAGGACACGAGAGCAGCUGGCAGACCAAGGCAUCAUGCCUCUAAACCAUGGCAAGUUCCCGAAGCAGGAAGACUCUUACACAUUCGAGGAGGACAGCAGCAGCGAGAGUCUGUCUCCAGAGCAGCACCACAGUGACGAGUCCCAGGGCUCAGCCUGUCCUUCAUCGGAGGCCGUGGGCAGCACGCCCUCCUCCUCGUCCUCACCUGCCCUCACCAGCCCACGACAGGGGGGAGCAACCAGAGACCCACCUGAUCAGAGCCAGGAUGAAGGGCUGUCCGGUGCCAACAACAGCGUGGCCACUCCCCCCAUCCCUGUUCCUGCUAUUGUCAAGUCCAAGACGUCAGACAAGAACCGACACAAGAAACCCAAAGAUGUGAAGCCCAAGGUGAAGAAGCUCAAGUACCACCAGUACAUUCCUCCGGACCAGAAGGCCGAGAAGUCCCCUCCGCCCAUGGACUCGGCGUACGCCCGCCUCCUGCAGCAGCAGCAGCUCUUCCUGCAGCUGCAGAUCCUCAGCCAGCAGAAACACUCUCACGCACAUCCACAGACGCAGCAGCAGCACACACACUCUCCGCAGGCCCAGGCUCAGCAGAGGCAGCCGACUUUCAGCUACCAGCCUCACCUGCCGGCCCAGACCCACAAAGGAUCCAGUGAGCAGAUAUCGGCUUGUAGCCCCAGUGGCCCGUCCAGCACAGCCAACAGUAACUCCUCCUCUCCAGUGAAGAGCACAUAUCCCAACCAAAGUAACAUCUCACCAGUCAAACCUGGGCCCCUGCCAGCCAAUCUAGAUGACCUAAAAGUCUCAGAGCUCAGGCAGCACCUGCGUAUCCGAGGCAUGCCUGUCUCAGGUACCAAGACCGCCCUCAUCGAGCGACUCAGGCCCUUCAAGGACUGCAACGCGGGCUCCUCGCCCUCAGGCUCCUCCGACAUCACCACGGUGACCUUCCCCGUCACACCCACCGGGUCCCUGUCGUCCUACCAGUCCCCGUCCUCCUCCAGCGCCCUGUCUCAGGGAGGCUACUACCCGUACCCCAGCACCUCCUCCACCCCGCCCAUCUCUCCGGCCUCCUCUGAGCUGUCCCUCAGCGGCUCGCUCCCCGAUAGCUUCAGCGACGUGCCCAUGUCCUCGCCAACGCAGUUCGCCCUGCAGCCGUCCCCGGCCCAGCUCAGCAUGGAGGACGGCCUGGCAGGGGGCAACCAGGGCAGCGGGGGACAGAGGGUGGGGGAAGGCGGAGCCAUGGACGGCCUGGAAGCUGAAAAGGAUAAGAUGCUGGUGGAAAAGCAGAAGGUGAUUGAGGAGCUGACGUGGAAGCUGCACCAGGAGCAGAGACAGGUUGAAGAGCUGAAAAUGCAGCUCCACAAGAGGAAACGCUGCUAUGGAGCAACACAGGACCCUCCUCCCCCUCACCCCUCCAUGCACCACCAGCAGACUCCCGCCAUGAUGGGACAGCACUUCUUUGGGGUGACUGUAAAGCAGGAGCCGAUGUCCCUGUCCUCCAGCUGCCCUCUGUCCAAUCCCAAACAGCUAAAGAGCCCUCCUGGCAACUGCAUGGAGGAUAUGGGGCACUGUAACACCUCCCUCACCAAUCUGGGGGGCCCCGGGGGGCCACAGUGUAUGGACACGGCCCCUGCCUCUGGCAGCCCCCCCACCAUGUCCGCUUUCCUCAGUCCACAGUGCUCACCGCAAGACUCUCCCAAUGCAAAGCCUUCCAGUAGUCCCCAGCCCUCGUCUCCUAACAACCCCUACCUGCUCUCCCCUCCACUGGGAAGGGACAGCUGCGGUCACCACCACCCCCCAGGCAACAACAGAGCACGCAACAUGCAGAUCCACCAGAAGAGCGGUGGCCAGGCGGUGAACUGCUCCUACACUUCUGACCAAAGAGGCCUUCAGGGAGACUUCCCCCCCUCAACCGACUGUGGCCUUAACCACAGCAGCGCAGCAAAAGCUGACAACCAGAACAUGCAACCAAAGAUUUCAGUAUUGCCCUCUCCUCGGCAUGUUGGCCAAAAAAGCCAGGUCUCUUCCCCUGCCUUCAGUAGCUCAGAUUCAGAUGCUUCUGACUUAAGACAGCCCCCAUGCUAUGAGGAUGCAGUGAAGCAGCAACUGACCAGAAGUCAGCAGAUGGAUGAACUUUUGGAUGUGCUCAUAGAGAGUGGAGGGUAUCCCGGCCUCCUCAUCCCAAGGUUCCACCGUCACUAUGAGCACCUGUACCCCGCACAGCAACCGUACGACCACUCAGGCAAUCACAUCACAGAGAGCCACCUGGAGACUCUGCUUGGGAGUCCAAUCGGCCGGGGAGGGGAAGUGGCCCUUCUUAAAAUGGCUACCGAGGACGGGGUGGAUGACGAAGGGAACAGAGAGGGCGAAGGGUACGGCAGCCCCCACAACCACCACCGCCACCCUCACCAUCCACCACAGGACAAACUCGUGACCAACAGAGAUCAGAUGGACACCCCACUGUCGCCCAUCAGCAACAAGGUGUCCACCUUCCCUGAGGUUCAGGGGAUGGUCAGCAUGACGUUCAGCGAGACGCCGUGGGAAACGAUGGAGUGGCUGGACCUGAUGCCACCCAGCUCAGCCACGGCCUUCAGCGUUGCCCCACCCAGUGGCCCCAGCAUCUUCAACACAGAGUUCCUGGAUGUCACAGACAUGAACUUGAACUCUGCCAUGGACCUCCACCUGGAGCACUGGUGAAAGCAACAUCACCCUAUCACAAGUGCUGGCUAACCACAAACUAGCCAUCAUCACACACAAAACACCAGCUUAAGGGUAUCUAUGUGGAGCAGUGACAUCAGCUCUGACCAUACCAAAGAACAACUGCAUUCAGCAAGUACCUGAAUUAGUUUCUUGUUAUACCACAUGUCACAUUAUGAAGAGUAGACCAUUAGCCUUCAGUCAAAUUCAAACUUUGUCGGCUGAGUCAGAAGUUGAACAACAGAUUAUAUUUUUGCUUACUUCCUCCACUUCAUUGAAAUCAGGUUCUUCUGUUGUCGCGAUACCCAGAAUCCAAAGACAAGAUGCUUUUUGACAUGAUCGAUGUCUUUUUGGACAGCGAUGCGCACAACUGCCAAAUAGGUAUCCCAGUGGACACAUGAAGGAUUUUUCUAGAUAAUGGAAGGACGUGAUUACAGUGCUUUAUACCAACACCUUAUGCAAUAUCAGUGUUAACGCCACCUAGACUUGAAGACACAUUUUGACAAUCAGUUCUUUCUGAGUCUCUGUUUGUAUUACUGGAAAAAUGAAAGGAAUUACAAGGUGAAUUGGGUUGCUUCGUACGGCCAUUUUGUAAAUAUCAGAACCAUCUGUACUGACGGAGACAAGUUGACAUCUGCAUAUUUUGUCAGUGGUGUGGAAAAGGUCACAAACCCCAAAUUUAAGUGUAUUACGUAAUCAAUUCCUUAUAUGAUGUAAAUAUGACACAAAAAAAUCUCACUGUGCACCUCUAGCUUAAUACACUUUUGUCACAGGUUGCUUGAAUGUAGAAAAUGUGUAGAAGUGUUUGUCAUUCCUUUGAAGGUCCUAUUUUUAUACAAGUUUCUUUUCACUAUUUGGCCUAUUUAUCCAUAGGGAGAACAUUAUGGAGAGAAAUUCAUGUCUUUGAAAACCAUUGGUCUUAUCGUUAGAAUCGGCAGACAAACUGUGCCUUAUUUGCAACAGCUUUUAAUUACUACCAUUUUUAUACCAAUUUCCCCCCAUCUUAUAUGCCAUGACAGCUAUUGACUGGUUUGGUUAAAGAAAGCUCCACCAUAUGUCAGUUUUACUUUAGCUGCAAAAUCUGACGAAUGUUAAUGAAAAAGACAACUUCAUCUCUAUUUUAAAGUACUUUUUAUUUUUGUCCUUAAAAAAAUUCACCCUUUCCAUCUCCAGACCAAUCACAUUUAUUUAUUUUUGUGUUUUUAUAUUUAUGCUUUAACCUGUAUUUAUACUGUCAUUCCUUUUAAUAGAUUGGGGCUCUUUAGGAUUUACCAGGAAACUCCAGUGCUACCACUCCGACUACGGACAUUUCUUCGUAAAUCUCUUAAAAAUGUGAUGCAAAGUGAAGGAACCACUUUGAAAAGCCAUGCUUUCUUAAAAAACACUUUUCCUUAAAGAAUCAUGUGAAGUGGAAAUGCCCAUUAUUAGCACUUGUGAAUAGGAAAAUGUAAUAUAUUCAGACCUUGACUGUGAAUACUGCAUAUAAACACAGCACGAACAUGUACCAGGGGCCAGCCUAGACACACGUUAGUCUUUCAAACCACCCUUUAAAGUUUUGUUUUGGUCAGUAAGUGUUUAUUGUUUCAGACAUGUAAAAACUUGAAGGAAUAGUUUUUCAUUUUGAGAUCUAUUAGAUUGGAUGAGAUCACUGAUUACCACUGUCAUGUCUGUUAAAUAUAAGGCUAAAGCUAGCAGCUCGUUAGGUUAGCAUACACAAAGACCGGAAACAGGGGAAUAACUUGGCUCUGUCCAAAAGUAACAAUUGCCUUAAAGCAUGUUCAUCUUACUUAAAUGUCCAGUGUGUAAGAUUUAGGUGUAAGGGAUCAAUUGAAUUUGAAUAUAAACUAAUCCUAGUGAUAUUUUCACUUGUGUGUUUUAUCUAAAUUGUACAAAUUGUUGUUUUCUUUACCAUAGAAUGGGCCCUUUAUAUUUAAAUACUUUAUAUUUACAUCAGUUCUCUCUACGGAAGCCGCCAUGUUUUUUACAGUAGCCCAGACUGGACAAACUACACACCUUUUAUGACAAUUGAAGGCGACUACCACAGGUUCUCUUUCAUAUUUGGAAGUGGAGGGUGAGGUGAGGAGUAUUCAGCUGCAAUAUGCAACUUCGCCACUAGAUGUCACUAAAUUCUACACACUGAACCUUAAUGAUCUUCACCCUCUUUUAGCCACAAUGAUCCUUUCCACAAGAUUAGGUCUUUUUUGUUAUCUUAUCCAUCCCCAGCAUCUUUGAAUCCCACUAGCCUGUUUUAUCCAGCACAUAAUCCUUAAGCACAAAUUAUUGCUUUUGCACUUUGGUUUUUUGCUGCAAACGAGAGCCAUAUUUGCCAUUUCUCCCUUAUUCCAGUCUUGAUGCUAAGCUAAACUGACCGUCUUCUAGCUGUUGCUUCAUAUUAACAGGAACAGCUACUAGCCUGUAAUCAGUCUUCUCAUCUAAUCUAUGCAAAGAAAAGUGAUCAUUUUUCAAAAUGUCACAAUUCAAGUGCACUGGCCAAUACAUUUCUUGUAUUUAGUUAUGUCCUCUGUAAACAUCUGUCUCACUUUGUGUUCUGUUUUGACCAAUUAUUGCUUUGUUUCUGUUACUUAUUAAGUGUUGCACUUAUGAAAUGGUUUCUAUGGUUACAUGUAGGCUUAUUAAUGCCCACCUUGAAUAUAAGACAAAGCUGGUACUCUUUACUUUCUCUUGUUGUAAGAAUAUCCACUGGCCUUUUUUUUGUAAAUUUUAUUUGGGUUCAUUUCACAAUAAUUUUCCCUUAUUAAGAAAAUAAUAAAAAAAAACACAUCUGACAGAAGCUUCCAUGUUGCUUGGCCACUGAUUUGCUUUACUAUUGUAAAAAACAGUAUUUGCCUGCAUCUCUGUAUACUACAGAAAGAAAAGCAAUAAACUUAUCACAGCAAAAAUAA
Hippoglossus stenolepis (Pacific halibut) is the source of this 6136-nucleotide messenger RNA. RefSeq names its product myocardin (gene myocd). The transcript is spliced from 12 exons. The record is from RefSeq and is a predicted model, not a curated record. Lineage: Eukaryota; Metazoa; Chordata; Actinopteri; Pleuronectiformes; Pleuronectidae. Bases 459 to 3233 code for a protein of 924 amino acids. Gene Ontology annotation, biological process: smooth muscle cell differentiation; cardiac muscle cell differentiation.